AUGGCCCCCGCCGACAAGCCUGCGCUCACGCAGAGACAGUCUUCGACACUGCACUAUCAGACCUUCCCCACCUCACCGCCCACAUCGCGUGGAAAGCCUCCAACUUCGCCCAACCCUUCGUCGUCCAACAUCCACGCCGACGCUCAGUCCGGUCCUCAGGAUGACAGCCAAAGCGAGACUCCGCUUCCCAAGGCCCAAUUGGCCAUCCUUGCCGUCAUAGCUCUCGCCGAGCAGACUGCCCUCAACUCCAUCUCGCCCUACCUGCCUGCGAUGGCCUCUACCUUUCCAGAAGUCAAAGAUGGCCAAGUCGGCUUAUACGUGGGUCUGAUAGCCUCGAGCUUUGCUCUGGCACAGUUCGCAACAAACUUCUUCUGGGGCUGGCUCAGCGACAGGAUAGGCAGAAAACCCGUCGUUCUCAUGGGCACCUUCUUGACUGCCGGCUGCUUUGUCAUCUUCGGCUUCAGUCGGACCCUCUGGCAGGCCAUCUUUGCUCAAACUCUCAUGGGUUUGGUCAAUGGGAACCAGGGUGUCAUCAGCACAUGCUUGGGCGAGAUCACUGAUCGAAGCAAUCAAAGUAGAGCUUUUACCUACCUUCCCGUUGUCUACGGCAUUGGCGGUAUCACAGGUCCCCUGGUUGGCGGCUUGCUUGUCUUUGAGACGAUACCUUGGAGCGGCAAGCCCAAUCCAUACCCCUACCUUGCCCCGAAUUUGCUCAGUGCUGGUGUACUGCUCAUAGACUUCAUCCUUACAAUGGUCUUCCUCGAGGAGUCUCUGGAAGAAGCCAAGGAUCUGCCACCUCUCAACAGACGAGUAUCCAAUCUCUUUGCCUGGCUGUGGCAGUUCACUGGUAAUGCAAGGAAACCUUCUUAUGUCAGGCGCCGCGAGCAACACGAGAACUCGGCCUCUAGUGCGCGGAACGAUGGUACCGAAGAAGACACUACCGAUGACGAAAGCGACAGUGAAUCGACCCAUUUGUUUGGCACCGCAAACCAUGAGACGCUUAGUAGCUCUGCUGUUUUCAACCGCGACACGAUCCUUCUGCUCAUCACUUUCCUCAUCUUCCAGCUGUCUAACAUCUCCUACAACUCGCUGUACCCCAUCUUUGCGCAAGCAGUACCCCCCACCGGUCGUGGCUUGUCGCCCGAAGAGAUUGGCCUCUCACUGGGCUUCGCCGGACUUGUGACCAUUGUCUUCCAGGUCGGUGUGUUUGGAAAGCUUCGCGAGAAGGUAGGAAAUAAGACUACUUACCGCGUUGGACUAUUUGGCUUCGUCAUCGCGUUCCUGCUCAUGCCUUGGGUCGGGUACAAGGACGGCAAGGAUGGAGCUGGGCACAGCACGCAAGCAGGCAAAGUAUGGUUGUGGAUUGAGCUUGGAGCUGUGCUUAUCAUCAAGACUGUGGCAGCAGUCGGUGGCCUUACUAGCGCCCUGCUUCUGAUUACCAAUUCCGCGCCAAACCACUCGGUGCUAGGCACGCUCAAUGGCCUUGCACAAACGCUUUCAGCCGCAGGACGUGCUGCGGGACCUUUCGUGUCUGGUUCAUUAUUCACUGCAGCAACACAUGUACGACCCAAGGGCGAGGCCCUUGCAUUUGGCGUAUUUGGUGGUAUCAGUCUUCUAGGAUUCGUACUGAGUCUUGGAAUUCGAUCAUCGAGCCUCGAGGCCGAAGGUUGGGAUGAGAGUGACGAAGAUGAUGAUGCUACGUCUGAUGAGGAAGAGGUAUAG
This is a messenger RNA of Aureobasidium subglaciale EXF-2481, 1722 nucleotides long. RefSeq lists its product as uncharacterized. The record is from RefSeq and is a predicted model, not a curated record. Gene Ontology annotation, biological process: transmembrane transport. The coding region runs from base 1 to 1722 and encodes 573 amino acids. NCBI's taxonomy places the organism in Eukaryota, Fungi, Ascomycota, Dothideomycetes, Dothideales, Saccotheciaceae. Gene Ontology annotation, molecular function: transmembrane transporter activity. The transcript is spliced from 2 exons.